AUGUAUCCAUCCAAUGCCCCUGCCAUCGGCUGCAAGGUCAUCUCACCUCUCCUGAUGGUGCUCAACUACCUACACUCCAAGGGCAUCGUGCACAGAGAUGUCAAGCCAGAGAAUAUUUUCUUCACAUCCGAAGGGAGUCUGAAGCUGGGUGAUUUUGGGCUGGCGGUGGACAUGAACAAAGAACCAGUGAAGAUGAGAGUGGGGACACUGGACUACAUGGCGCCAGAGGUGGUGUCAGCACCGGUGCCGGAUGACGGACCGACACCCUCAAGGGCGCACUACGACGAGAAGGUCGACAUCUGGGCCGUGGGCGUCCUUGUGUACGAGCUGCUGGCGGGGCGGCCUCCGUUCGAGGUGGAAAGCGUUGCAGUCACCUCCGAGAGAAUAACGAAGUCGCUCAUCGAGGCAUGGCCCCAGGGAAUUUCGAGCGCAUGCAGGAGCUUCAUCAGCCAGGCGCUGGAGAAGGACCCGGAGGAUAGACCGUCUGCGGAGUCGCUGCUCCACCACCCCUGGGUUGUUCGGCAUACCAUGCGCAUCCAGGAGUUUCCGCAACACCACGGGUGCCUCGCCGUCGAAAACGCGCGGCCCGGUCCGGUCCGCCUGGAAGACGAGCAGUAA
Messenger RNA from Ostreobium quekettii, 618 nucleotides. NCBI's taxonomy places the organism in Eukaryota, Viridiplantae, Chlorophyta, Ulvophyceae, Bryopsidales, Ostreobiaceae. The record is from the annotation of a GenBank genome assembly.